AUGACACAAGCCGUAUCAAAGCAAGAAGCUUCCAAGCAGCAAGUACAGCAGCAGAGUCAAGCUGCGGGGAGCAGAGAAGUGCAAGAACAUCAUGCUAGUGCUAACGCCUCCGCUGGUUUGAACCUCAACAUCUUCGGCGCCCUCUCUGGGGCUUUCUCCUCAAAGCAAAAGAAAACCACGCAUCAGAACGCUGAUGGCUCGUCUACCACUACCGAGGAUAAGCAUGACAAAGGUAUGGCGAAUGCGGCAGCUGGCGGCCGUGGAAGUGCAUUCGCAGCUGGAAAUGCACAACAGUCUAGUUUGAAAGCAAAGGAGAGUGGCGUGGGACAGGAGAGUAAGCAAGGGAAGAGCGUGAAGCAGGUUGAUCAUUUGGGCAUUGAGGGCUAG
Alternaria postmessia is the source of this 387-nucleotide messenger RNA. RefSeq lists its product as uncharacterized. The record is from RefSeq and is a predicted model, not a curated record. The transcript has 3 exons. Bases 1 to 387 code for a protein of 128 amino acids. Lineage: Eukaryota; Fungi; Ascomycota; Dothideomycetes; Pleosporales; Pleosporaceae.